CAACAAUCGUUGCGCGACACUUGUCGACAGCAGCCCACCCCUCACUAACCGUCUAGCAUUGUUCAUUACUUUCAUUCGCUCAAAAUGGCGUCAAAUACCCCCAAAACGAUGUCUAGCAGGCUCAUGACAAUGAAGUUUAUGCAGCGUUCUGCCGCCAAGUCAGUGAAAUCGGAGCCGUCGACGCCCGACGGCCCUCCCCAGAAGAGAAUGCGUAUGUCCAACGGCAGCUCGGCAGCUAGCACUCCGGGCGCGCCGUCAGAUCACGAAAUCAUGCAAUCAGCCCUCGCGGCAGAAGAGAAGAAGCGCGAGGAAGCUCUUGCGCGCGCAUACGCGCAUACUGGUGAGACGAAAUGGGUGUUGAACUACGAGGAUCCACAUGCGGGCAAGAGACCGCCCAUGAUGCAGGUUCGACAAGCAGGCUUCGCGGUCAUUGAUGCGGACGGCGAUUCUGAUGAGGAAGAGGAGGAUAAGCCCAUUAGGAUGAAAUUUGGAGGCGGGGUAAAGAAGAAGAAGGCGGUGAAACCAGAUAGCGAUCAAGCUGAGGAAUCAGGAUCAGGAUCAGGCUCAGGCUCAGAAAGUGGCUCAGCGUCGUCUGGAGAACUCGAUUCCGACGAUCCGGCAGUAGAGCUUAUCAAAGAGACCAAGCGGCAGGUCGCAGCCAAGCAACGCCAUGCGCGAAAUGCACAGAAGGCGGCCGCGGUGACUCCCGUACGACGAUCCGCUGCACCCAUAGACGAGGACAUGGAUCUUGCAGGUCUAACAUCGUUGUCUGGUGGUCGACCGAGCGGGGGCCGCGACAUGAGCAAGGUAGAAUGUUUUGGUUGCGGAAAGCUUGGUCACACAAAGGCCGAUUGUCCAAACCCCGGUCGCAGAUCGUCCGGUCCUCCUGGGAUGCGUGGUAGUCAAGGGCGCGGCCGUGGCCGCUUUCGAUAUUGAGCGCGCUCAGCAUUCUUCCAUAAGCAGAGAGUUUUGGUCAAUUAAUGAUACCCAUUGGAGGUG
Molecule: messenger RNA, 999 nt
Organism: Paraphaeosphaeria sporulosa
Lineage: Eukaryota; Fungi; Ascomycota; Dothideomycetes; Pleosporales; Didymosphaeriaceae
Exons: 3
Coding region: 130-936 (268 amino acids)
Molecular function (GO): nucleic acid binding; zinc ion binding
Source: RefSeq, a predicted model, not a curated record